Schistocerca gregaria is the source of this 5530-nucleotide messenger RNA. RefSeq names its product centrosomal protein of 290 kDa (gene Cep290). The record is from RefSeq and is a predicted model, not a curated record. The transcript has 32 exons. The coding region runs from base 139 to 4965 and encodes 1608 amino acids. NCBI's taxonomy places the organism in Eukaryota, Metazoa, Arthropoda, Insecta, Orthoptera, Acrididae.
GACGGUUGGCAGAAUUGGGAAGAUGGAAACAGUAAACAGCCGACAAAUGUAAACAAAUUUGCAGACGCCAGAGGGAGAGUGUGUACACAAACAAUAUUGGUGUCAGAAGUAUAUUUACAUCGAUUACUUUUUGACGAAAUGGUUCAAAUAGAUUGGAAAAGAAUAUCGGCUGUUGAACCGGUGGAAUUAACAGAGGAUGAAAAAGAGGACUGGUUUGAUGCUAUUACGGAGUGUGAAAUAUCUUCAAAUAUCUCACAUGAAAACUGUAUAAGUUUAUUGCGAGUAGCGCAAGAAAUUUUGAAAUUCAAAGGAGACCAGGUGGAAAUAUUGGUUGCGGAAUUGGAUACCUUAUCAUCGAAACUUAAAGAAAAAGAAAUUAACCAACAAAAAGUAAAUGAAGAUGUAAAGGGACGAAAACAGUUGAAUAGGAGUAAACUGCGCCCAGAAGCUGAUUCCUUAAAGGAAGAACUUAUAAAAACUGAAUUGGAAGUCGAGAAAUUGAAGACUGAGCUUAGAGAUCGAGAUAAAGAAUUGCUAGAAGCAAGGAAAGAUCUAGAGGAGUUGAAGAAAGAUGUCCACACAUUGGAAGAAGAAAAGGCUGAAUUACAGAGAGAACUCCUGUUUUCACAGAAUGAGCCAAGUGAUGAUGAGUUACAAAAGGAAUCGCUUGAAAUUUAUAUGGAGAAACAAAAAGAAAUGAGUGAACUUAUUAAACAGAAGAAUAAACACAUCUCUGAAUUGCUGGAGGAUUUUGAAGAAUUGGAUCAAGAAAACAAGCUCCUUAAGGAAAACCUCUGCAGUGUUCGAGAUAAGUUGACUGAAGCAACAGGGCAUUUGACAGCUUUGACUAAUGAGAUAUCUGGCUAUAGAGAGACAUGCAGUGAACAGGCAGAGAAACUUUCCAAGUUGGAGGAACAAAAUGCUGCUUUGCACAUGCAGAUUAAGGAUCUGGUGGAACAAAAGAUUCAGAGAGAUGCUCAGUUGGAUCAGCUGACAGACUCUCUUAAUUCAAAAGUACAAGAAUGGAAGAAAGUAAUUGAACUGAAAAAUAGUGAAAUAUCUGAGCUCAAAGAAAAAGUGGCGCACCUAGCUUCUCAUGCACCAAAUGCAGAGUUUGAUGCUGAAAGAAAUCCAGUAGCUUUUCUAACAAUGACAAUACAGGAACAGGAGAAGCAGAUCGAAAAUCUGCAGAAACAAUUAGUAGAAGCAACUAAAGAAAUUAAUGAGAGUGCAACAGUUAUAGAAGAGCUGAAGUCCCAGAAAGAAAAGGAAAAGAACAGUUUGCCAAAUGGUGAUGCUACUCAGCAACUGAAGUCUCAGCUUCAGUCAUCAGAGGAGAAAGUGCAGCUGUUGGAAGAAAGCCUGAGGAAUGCAGAAGAAGAUGCCAAACGAAAGGCGGAAGAGACAACGAAAUUGAUUUUGCAACUGCGCAACUUGGAAAGUGGUGAAUCUGGGUUGGCAGAGGCUUUGUCACAACUGAAUAAUGCUCAGAUUCAAAUCUCUAAUAAGGACCGGCGUAUUGAACAACUGGUCAGCCAGCUUAAUGAGGUUCAGACAGUUGUUGAUAACCUGGAAGACCAAAAUACUGUUUUGCGGCAGAAGCUUAAUAUGUCUGCUACAGAUACAGUUGACACUACUGCUGUAGUUGCAGCACGGAAUAGUGAACGUUUGACUGUGCAGCAGCUGCAAGUUCAGUUGGACACCCUUGAAGAACUGAAGAUUGAGCUUCAGGCUGAGAAUCAUCGACUUACACAGAAACUAUCAAAACUUUGCCGAAAGUUUGGUUUUGACACACAGUCACCUCUGCCGGAAGACACCGGAGCCUUGUCCUUAUCUUUACCAGAAAAGAGUGACCAGCAUUCCCCAAGGAAACGGAGAUUGAGUUACAAGAGCACCCAAGAUCACAAAGACAUGCUGUUGGAACAGAUUAAUGUUGCAACAUCACAGGAAGAAGCAAAUUUAAUGCAUGAGAAGUUGCAGGCUGUGACAGAAGAAAAUGAAGCAUUAAGAAAGGGAAUGCAUGAGAUUCUGGACAGUAUUCAAAAGCAAGACGGCAGCGGCAUAGUUCACUUAGAAGCUCCAGUUCUCGAGAGAUUGUUAUUUGCAUUAGAUGCUCGACAUGUGGCUGGUUGGUACCAUCCAGCUAUGAGGUUGCAAGCAGAACUUCAUAUUUCACAGGGGGUCAGUGCUGAACUGAGAGAUCAGCUUCAUAAAUUAAGGCGUGAGGACCAGAAAAAUUAUAAGGAACUUCAGAAAGCUUUGUUGAAGGUGGAUGAAUUACAUAACAAACUGGCAGCCCUUGAAACACCUGAAGAGACUGAUAACUUCAUUAUAUGUGAAACUGAACCUCGUAAAAUGCCACUUUCAAGUGCUGAAAUCAUAGCGAAGCUCAAUAUCCAGUUACUCAAGGUUUUAAAUGAGUAUGAAGUUCAAGAAAAGCAUUUGUCUCAAUUGUCCCACACUGUUGAGCAGUUGGAAGAAGGCUAUUGCAUGGCACGGCAUCAGUUAGGUCUGCUUUAUGGGCAGUGCCUAGCAAAUUCAAGGCAAGGUGCUCUAAAGAAAUGUGCUGAUGUUCCGUCUCCAACAGAUGUUAAAAAAAUGUGGAAUUCCGAAAGUGAUAUAAAAGUGCGGCAUGAGAUGAUGCAGUUGAAUCAUCAGCAGGAAGCCAUGCAUCAGCGUCUUUUAUUGCUCCAACAGACCCCAGUUGAUGCUAGUCCCCUUUCUUCAUUGGAGAUGGCAUCAGAAAUAAUCAAACAGCUUGCCGAGAAAUUAAAGAUUGUAAUUGGAGAAAAGCGUGAGCUAGGAACACAUACGUCAGGUAUAAAAACUGUUGGGAGAAAUCAAAAUGAAGAACUUCUAAGUGCCGCAGUGAAAAGUGAUUCAGCAAUUGCAAACAACAGCAUCCAGCUACUAGAAACUGAAUGUGAUUAUCUUCGAGGCAAACUGCUCCAUUGUGUAAGCCGUGACGAGUAUGAACAAUUACAGAAGAAAAAAGAGGAUGCUGAGUAUAAGAUAGUAACUUUAGAAAUGGAGAAACAAAAACUGCUGGAAGGAUUUGAAAUGGCAGAAUGUGAAAUAAAGAAGCAAAAAUUUACCGAGAAACUUGACAGAGAUUGUUUCAGUGCAUUGAAGCAACUAAUUUCAAAACUCCAAUCAGAUAGUGAUGAUAAGGCAGAAAUUGCAAAGCUGGGGCAAGAGCUUCUGGCAACACAACAAAAAGAAAAGUCAUAUGAAAAUAUAAUUCAGCAGCAGAAGAAUGAGAUAGUCAAAUUACAGUUAGUAAUUGUGGCAAAUCAAUCUCAGUUACAUGAGAAAGAAGAGAGUUUAUCCAAAGUAAGAGAUGAGCUUAACUCAAGGUGCAGGGUGUUAAACCAAAUAAUUGAGAAUCUGCACAGCUGUCUGUCAAAUUCAGAAACAGGCAAGAAUGAGGAACGGGUCUCAGAACCAGCUGUUCCUGUCUACAGUAUGCCAGUUCCUUUACCACGAAAACGGCUCCCUGAUAUGGAGAUUCUUCAGACAAGGAAUAAUGAACUGGAAAAGCAAUGCAAGGACCUGGAAAAUAAUUUAGUAACUGAAAGACAAGUCAUUAUGUCACUGGAAAAAGAGAAAGAAUGUUUAAAAAAUGAAUUAGUGGAUGCUCAGAAGGAAUGGAAGGCAACUGAGGAGACUUUGCAGCAACAACUAAAGGACCUGAAAGAAAGCUUAACAGAAGACCCAUCCAAUGCAGAAAAAGAGAAGACUGAAAUAGCAACACAGUUCCCAGAGACACCCACAGAAUAUCAAUCAGAAAUGGAUGUUUGUGCAAAAACAUUAGAAAGCAAGUCAGUGCAGACGAUAGAGGAAAAUAGAAUACUAAAUGCCCCUGAAAGAGGAGAUAGAGAAGAAAUUGAAGAACUGAAAGGAAAAAUGUUGAUUCUAGAAGAACAGAUCCAGAAUCAUAAUUGUGAAAGUGGUUACGAUAGUCAAAAGCAACAGGAAACAAUUGAAGCUCUUAAGAUUGUGAUUGGUCAGAAGGAUGAAACGAUUUGCCAUUAUCAGAAGCUGUUGCAAGAAAAUCGAGAAGAAUCUACUGAACUUGAGCAGAAACUGCGAAAAGAAAUAAAAGAUCUUCAGAGUGCAAUGGUUCUCCACAGCCAGAUACACAGUCGAUUGAAGCAAAAGGCACGUGCUCUCCUCAUUCAGGCAAGAAACAGCUCAAAUGAAAGUUAUAAUCACCAGUUACAGCAGCUUCAGUUGGAAAUUACUGAUCUGCGUAGUCAGCUUGCUGCUCUACAGUCAUUAAGUCCUCAGGUUGCAAGUGUUCCAGCAUUGGAAGAAGGACAGUUGAAAGAUGAAAAGAAGGAUACAAAGAAAGAAGAACUACUUUGUGCUGUUCAGAAAUUAAUUGAGCAGCUGGAGGGUGCUAAGAAAGAUCCUACUCUUAGUAAGUGCAUGAGUUUACUUCAUGCACAAGGUUCAAAACAGGAAAUAUUGACUAAGACAGUUUCAGAACUUGAGAGUGAUAUUAAGAUGUUAGCAGAGGCUCUAACUCAUGAUACAAUCUUGCAACCUGAAGAAGUAAAGAAACCUGCAACAGUUUAUUCUGCAGAAAGAAAAAGAGCAAACAGGAAGCUUCAGCAAGAAUUACAAUUGAAAGAAAUCCGAGAAGAAGAGCUCCAGAAAAAAAUUAGAUCACUUGAGAAGGAAUUGCAGGACAUCAGACAAGAACAACAGAAGGAACAAGCAGAAGUGGAAGAACGCAAGAUGAAGGCAGUGCGAUGGGAUGAAAGGAAAAAAUGGCAAAUUCAAUUAGAAAAAAUACGCAAGAAAUUACAAGAAAUGAAAGAAGCAAAUGAAAAACUGGAAAAAAGCAACACUGGCUUAAGAUUCACGGUUACUAGGCUGGAACGGGAGAAAAAUCUGCUUCUGAUUAAACUGUCCACAUUAAAGGAGGAAAAAGUGAAACUAGCUCUUUCAGCUAGGUAAUAAAUCAUGAGUAAUUCAAAACUGUCUGCAAAACACAAUUCAGCUUGCAUUCAGCAUGUUAGAGGGAAGAAACACAUGUAUGACAUGUCCUUGACAUUCUAGAGUUUCCUCUGUAUGAAGUACUGUAAUGAAGCCUGUUCUAUUUUUACAAAAUCUCCAUACUGUGCUUGCAGUAACAUAUGUGACUGCACAUUACACUUCGAAAACAGAUUUUUUAACUAUAUUGCACUCAUGCCUCUGAAAGCCCAGAGUUUAUAACAGCAAUGUAACAUUCAUCACUUAUUUUUGUGCAAUGGUGUACUGUCUCUUAUUCUCAGCAGAGCUAUUUAAUUUAGUAAUCUGACUACUGUUUUUUUAUGAUGUUUUCAUGUAUUAAUAGAGUGGUACUUGUCAGAGUGUUUAAUCUACUCAUUAUUCAGAUGGCUGUUUCACAGGUGCCUAUAUUUGCAACAGUGCAUAAACUUGUAAAAGAUUGUGAAUUGUCUGGUAAACCAUGUAAUUAUUUUGGGACUUGUGCAUUCGUGUCCUGUGUGCUGUUAACAUAUAUGUAUACUUGCAAACAAGA